This is a messenger RNA of Pichia membranifaciens NRRL Y-2026, 870 nucleotides long. RefSeq lists its product as hypothetical. The coding region runs from base 1 to 870 and encodes 289 amino acids. The transcript has 3 exons. The record is from RefSeq and is a predicted model, not a curated record. Lineage: Eukaryota; Fungi; Ascomycota; Pichiomycetes; Pichiales; Pichiaceae.
AUGGUACGAAAGACUCCGAAAACUGAAUUGCCUGCAGAACAUCAGUUCUCGUUAUCACACAUCCUCUCCCGGUUGCCAACAGGCUCGCAAGACCUUCAAAACGUCAACGACAGUAUCAACACGACUGUUGCGGCAUACACUAACGAUAUCACCGAGCAACUAUCAUCGUUAGCCAAUGUCGAAAAUGAGCUCCUACAGAAGUUGCAGCGUGUUAAUGAUGUGUAUGAUGUAGUGCACAACAUCAGAGUAGAGAACGUCGGAAAUCCUCAGCCCCUGGAAGCGGAUGACGGAACAAUAGAUUCAAAGAAGAAGAAAAGUAAAGGAAUGAAAAUUGGCCUCAAUAAUCGCCUACAACAGUACAACAAGAUAGAUAGCGGCUUUGUGGAACUUCUUGAUGAGACGGUUGUUCAAAAGAAAAGAAUCAAUUCUUUAUUAACCAGGUUAAAAACGCUUGAGAAGAACUUUUCACGACGUGAGCGGUUGUUCGACGAGAAAAGCCCAAAUAAAAAGCACUAUGCCAAGCUGUACAAUUAUGCCAUGAAAGAAAAGGCUCAGCAGCAAAAUUCCCCGGAAAUCAAGACUGACGACAAGAAAAACCCUCAAGAAAACGAGUCUGCGCCUGCAACAAAACAAACACAGCCACAAACAGGCAAUAAACUUGACCCAUCGAAAACAAUGCACAGAUCAAACUCUUUGGCCCAUUCUGAGAUCUCCCAGAAAAAGCUGAACCAGUAUUUGGACAUCGAAAAUGAACUUGAAGAGAUACAGAAGGUGCAAUCCCAUAAGUUGGCCGACAUCGAGCGAGAAAAAGUCUUCAAUCCCGUAGCUUUGGUGUCAAAGAAAACGGCAACAUGUAAGGUCUACGACUGA